Messenger RNA from Oncorhynchus mykiss (rainbow trout), 936 nucleotides. Lineage: Eukaryota; Metazoa; Chordata; Actinopteri; Salmoniformes; Salmonidae. The record is from RefSeq and is a predicted model, not a curated record.
AUUCGACACACUGCUAACCUUAUGCCGAACCUUAAACCUAAAUUAAGAUCAGAAAUUUACGUUUUUGUUUUCAUGACAUUUUACGAUAGGCCUGUAGACAAUUUAGACUUUGUGGCUGGGUUUUCUAAUAACCAGAGAGGCUGGGGGGGAGGAGUUUACUCCAAGUGCCUGAGCAAAUGUGAAAGUGAAAGUCUCAGUAUAGGACUGAGGUGUAGAUUGUUCUGUAAAAACGCGUAGAUAUGCACAUAUAGUGACUAUUAGAGUGGUUAUAGAUUUAAAUCAACUAUUUUGAAUUUGAAGUGGAGGAUGUGAAGACCAGUAAAGUUAAUAUGGCAGAGUCCAGAGUUCAUAAUCAGUUUAAACUCACCUCAAAAAACUAUGUGGAGGCUGAUGUUGGUGAAGAGGUCACCCUCCCCUGUCACCUCUCACCUGACACCAGUGCUGUUGCCACGACGAUCAGGUGGUUUAAAGGGACAGAGUGUAUUUACCUGUAUAAGAAUGGCCAGGUGACAGAGAGGAGUGGCUAUAAGGGCAGAGUGAGUCUGAUCACCCAGGAGCUGGAGAGAGGCAACGUGUCUCUGAGGCUGAGAGACUUCAGGUGGUCAGAUACAGGAUUCUACAUCUGUCAGGUCAUCCAUGGAGAACAGAAGGAGGAGGCUGCAGUGGGUUUAAGGGACAGAGAAGGUAAGUGUUCUAGAACUCCAGUAAUGUUUCUAAACACCUAAACAACAACAAUAACAACCAGUCUCUUUCCCUGUACAGAACACUUGUACUUUCUCAUGUAGGUAGGAGUUCAUAGUAGGAGUUACAGAUGAAUAGACUAGAUUCAUUCUGAAUAUCAACUAGUUACAAUGCAUAUUACCAUCACUCUGAGCUUUGAGCUGGUCCUAAAGCAUUAGAACCAUUCCAACAUUACUGUCACGUCCCUUGAUUGUC